CAUUCGCACCAAUAAAACAUAGCAUAUCAAAAUUUCUUAAAUACCAAGAAGUAUACACGGACAAUGCUUUAUUCCGUCUACAUUGCGUAUUCACGACGUCGAUCCUUGGCGCUGGGUCCAUUCUCCUCACGACGGGCCAGCUGGUCGGGAAGCCCAUUGAGUGCCAUGGAACAGGAACCGAGAAAGGGUGGACCCAAACAGUGAAUACUUUCUGUUGGGUGAUGUCCACCUACGUCAUGCCUACUGGAUUUGAUAAAAGGGUGGGAACCGAAGUCGUGGCUCCAGGUGUGAUAGGCGAUUUUGAGAUCAACGUGCCCAAGAAAUAUUAUACAUACUACCAGUGGGCGUGCUUCGUGCUGUUCUUUCAGGCUAUCAUGUGCUACAUUCCACGUGCGAUAUGGAAGAUGCGGGAAGGUGGUUUGCUGCUUCAGCUGGCGGGUGGCAUGAAUCCGUUUACCACUUCUGAAAUCCGGGAAACCAAAAUCCGUACGCUCGUCCACUACAUGUACAUGCAUCAAGGUACACACAAUUUGUAUGCGUUCACGUACUGGUUCUGCGAAUUGCUGUGUCUAGUCAAUGUGGUGGGGCAGAUGUUUCUUAUAAACACCUUCCUUGACGGCCAGUUCCUGUCGUUCGGAUCCCAGCUACUACGUACUUCCAACGAGGCCCAAGAAGACAGAUAUGAUCCAUUGAUCUACGUGUUUCCUCGCAUGACGAAGUGUAGUUUCUACUACUAUGGAGCGGGUGGCAGCAUUCAGAAUGCGGACAAUCUGUGCCUGCUGCCCCAGAAUGUCAUCAGCGAAAAGGUCUACAUCUUUCUGUGGUUCUGGUACAUCAUUUUGAUGGUUUUGUUGGGAAUUCUUGUUAUUUAUAGAUUGGUAAUUCUCCUGGUUCCUAGCGCUCGUCCGUAUCUGCUGAGGGCCCGCUGUAGUUCCAUGUCACACAAGACGGCCGAAAUCGUCUCCGAAAAUGUGGACAUUGGCGACUGGUGGUUGCUCUACUCGCUAGCUCGGAACGUUCAACCCAUAAUCUACAAUGAGCUGAUCCAGGAAUUCUCUCAACGUAUGGGUUUCAAGAUUGGACUUUUAUAAAAUUAAGCUAGUUUAUGAUUCUGUUUAACAAAAACCCUUUUGUAGAGUAAAU
This is a messenger RNA of Hyposmocoma kahamanoa, 1143 nucleotides long. RefSeq names its product innexin inx1-like (gene ogre). Gene Ontology annotation, cellular component: plasma membrane; gap junction. The transcript has 7 exons. Gene Ontology annotation, molecular function: gap junction channel activity. The record is from RefSeq and is a predicted model, not a curated record. The coding region runs from base 222 to 1091 and encodes 289 amino acids. Lineage: Eukaryota; Metazoa; Arthropoda; Insecta; Lepidoptera; Cosmopterigidae.